This is a messenger RNA of Vitrella brassicaformis, 1744 nucleotides long. NCBI's taxonomy places the organism in Eukaryota, Vitrellaceae. The record is from the annotation of a GenBank genome assembly.
AGCGAAGUGCGCCAGCAAAUCUGUGAAGCACAAUCGAUGCAGACAGAUGCUCUGAGUCAUCCCUGGUUCACAGCUUCCUAAGAUAUCCACUCAGUCCCGAGAAACCGGCCAGGCGUCCUGUCUCCCCCAGCCCGGCGUCCUCUCCCGGCCGUUAGUUUCGCGGAGCUCGAGAGCGCCCCUCAUCGCGACACAACAGCACACCCACGCCACACACGGCAACACACGUCGCAACAUGCACAAGAUGGCAAAAGCAAAAGCAAAGCAAACAAAACACAUGCGAGUUAUGAUAUUGUGGUAUUGAGUCAAUUUGAAAGUUCCAACUGAUCAGCCAUUCAUCGAAUUACUCAACAUUCAUCUCGCCGGAAUCGUCGACUAAGUCAGCUUAAGCCUUAAUGCAAUGCAAUAUGUCUGAUGCCUGACAUGUUACACCCAUUGUACAGAGAGGCUUGAAGGCCUAGGAACUGGCCACUCUGGCAAAAUGGCCCGGAGAAAGUUGAGACAGGCAUCGCGCCUCCCUUCACUGUUGCGCUUCUUCAGGGACUCACGACCUUCAUGUCCAUUGCAAAUUUCCAGCCCAUCCACGAACACGCCUUUUACAACGAUAAGUGUGUAUAGUGUAUACGUGUGUGUACAUGUGUGUACUUGAGAGUUGACAUUGCUUGCCUGAUACUUUGUCGUCGUUAAGAUGUGCAGCCAACCAAUUCAUCGCGAUAUCCUCACAGUUCCUCUCUCGAUUGACCACGUCAAUAACAGACCUUUGUCAAUCAACAUGACAGGUAGCGCAGAAUAUGUUUGUCACAGCUGCUUGCUCACCGAGGCAUGAAAUUCUUGUAGUCCUUAAGAAGCGAUGUAGGCAUCAAGGCAAGACUCGUCAAAGCGAUAUUGUUGUCAUUUUUGUCGGAAUCGUAGUAUAGCGCGUGCGAACCACUUGAACACUCAUAAAUGGAGCGUCGAAACCCUCUUGAAGUCACGAUUCUUCCCGGAAACUGCCGAGCUGCGAGCAAUAGCUUAUGGACUCCGCCUGGCAAACAGCGAAUUUUGUGGCAGACGAUGUUAUUCUUUGUAUCUUCUCUCACUGCACGAAAGCGAUCUGUCGUCAUCGAGCGUAAGCGUGAAAGGCGUGGUAACGUAGUCUGCGGCAAAAAAUCUCUCUCCGAUCCCCCUUUCACCCGGAAUGAUCCGCACCUUCGUGAACUUCCUUGUCAUGUCCUUCAGCGCCCGGCGGAAACUGCGCAGUGAUUGUUGAGGUGGUGCCCAGCUGUCUAAAAUGAUUUUCUCAAUGAAAACACAAUCAUGCAGAGGGCCUAGAAAGGACGUGAUCCACGAGGAUGCUCGAAACGGACCGAUUGCCACAGCCACAGUGACUUUCCCCUGAACGUCACAGAUACGACAGUGGCAAAAAAAUCGGCUGUGCCCUCACCUGGAGAUCUUCCAACGUGUUGCUGUUCAUGUCAAGCGUUACUCUGUCUCUCACAUGACCCUUAGGGGCAACGCUUUGGAGACGGUCACAGCAUGCGGCUGAAGACCAGUCGUUGAGCGUCGCGUUGUGCAGGCUGACGGUACCGUAGCGAGGUGUGGCGAGCGUUUUAUCUCCAUCGCAAUGCGGCUUCGCGGGUGUUCUUUUUUGCAGCAGUCGGACGCGCAGCAAUCGGGGAUUGGGUGUCGCGUUGUGCAGGUUGAGCAGAUCUGCUGUAAGGCGUCCGACAAUCACCCAAAACCAAGCCCCGCGAAGUAAGAUCAUGAC